AUGCCACAGGAUCCAAACCUCUAUGGCCAGCGGGCGCCUAAGAAACAGAAACGAGACGCAACGUUGUCCACCUCGCUAGAUUUUACGGCUCAACUGACAUCACUCAUAUCAAACGCCCCAUCAAGCGCGACAUCCGGACGAACACGACCACCCAAGGAGCGCAAAGAUGAUGUUUUCAAGGGUAAACAAAAACGAACCAAGGAGACCGGGGAUGGACCGAAGCGGUUGCAGCUCAAGGAGGUGACUGGGACCGAGGAGGAGACGCAAGAGCUGGCGCGGGCAAAGCGCAGGAUGGAGGAGAAAGCACGGGUUUACGCGGCCAUGAAGAGGGGAGAUUACGUGCCCAAGGAAAACGAGGCUGCACCCUUGAUAGACUUUGAUCGGAAAUGGGCAGAGGGAGUUGAGGGGAAGGAUGCCGAUUUGACCAGCAGCGAUGACGACGACACAGAUGACGGUGAACUGGUCGAGUACGAGGAUGAGUUUGGGCGUGCGCGGCAAGUCACGAAAGCAGAGAAGGAGAGGUUGGAACGAAGAGCACGGCGAGGCCUGUUGGGAGCCGAGGAGCUUGAGCGCAUGUCAGCACGCCCAAGCGCACCAAGCAACUUGAUAUUCGGCGACGCAGUGCAGUCGAUGGCCUUCAACCCCGAGGACCCAGACAAGAUGGAGGAGCUGGCGCGCAAGCGAGACCGUAGCGCAACACCACCGCCAGCGCAGCACUACGAUGCGAACCAUGAGAUCCGCACCAAGGGCACAGGAUUCUAUCAGUUCAGCAAGGAUGAGGAGACCCGGAUGGCGGAAAUGACAUCGCUGGGGGAGGAGCGGCAGCGGACGGAGGAUCAACGCCGGACACGAGAGGACCAGAAGGAGGCACGGCGGCAGGAGAUCCAGCGGCGCAGACAAGACAUGGCGGCGCGGCGGGCGAAGCGGCAGGCGGACUCGUUCCUGGACGGCCUAGGGGAGUGA
Messenger RNA from Ilyonectria robusta, 963 nucleotides. RefSeq lists its product as uncharacterized. The record is from RefSeq and is a predicted model, not a curated record. Gene Ontology annotation, cellular component: nucleus. NCBI's taxonomy places the organism in Eukaryota, Fungi, Ascomycota, Sordariomycetes, Hypocreales, Nectriaceae. The transcript has a single exon. Bases 1 to 963 code for a protein of 320 amino acids.